Cuscuta campestris is the source of this 1567-nucleotide messenger RNA. The record is from the annotation of a GenBank genome assembly. NCBI's taxonomy places the organism in Eukaryota, Viridiplantae, Streptophyta, Magnoliopsida, Solanales, Convolvulaceae.
UACUCUUUUGCUUAAGAUAUUAUUAUUGAAAUAUAUAUAUAUAUAUAUUUAGGACGACAUAAUACAUAAUGGCGAUGAGAGAUCUUGUGGUAGAAUUCAGCCAUUUUUUGGCAAAGAUAAAACCAUACUUGUUAAUGGUCUCCCUCCAGUUUGGGUAUGCUGGGAUGUACAUAAUAACCAUGAUUUGCUUGAAACGAGGGAUGAGCCAUUGGAUCCUCGUUGUGUAUCGUCACGCUGUGGCGUUUGUUGCAGUCGCCCCUUUCGCUCUUCUUCUUGAAAGGAAAACAAGGCCAAAAAUGACAACCCGAGUAUUCCUCAAGAUCAUAGCACUUGGGAUUCUAGAACCUGUGAUCGAUCAAAAUUUGUACUACGUGGGGCUGAAGAGUACAACUGCAACAUACGCAUCUGCUUUCGUCAAUGUUUUACCUGCCGUAACUUUCAUUCUUGCGGUUAUUUUCAGGCUGGAAAAGGUGAACCUAAAAAAGGUAUCAAGUAUGGCAAAAUUGAUUGGAACUGCAAUAACAGUUGGUGGGGCCAUGGUGAUGACUUUGUAUAAGGGACCCGCCAUCCAUCUCGUUCCCCACUCCGCUAGCGGCGGCCACCACGCCGAAGCCGCCGGAAUAGUCGGCGUCCAGAAUUGGGUCACCGGCACCAUAUGUCUCCUUUGUUGCAUUGUUGGCUGGGCAGGCUUCUUUAUUGUGCAAUCGAUGACGUUGAAUGAGUACCCAGCAGAACUCUCAUUGGCAGCUUGGGUGUGUCUCAUGGGCGUGGUCGAAGGGGGAAUUGUGGCCCUCGUUAUGGAACGUGACAUGAGUGCUUGGGCUAUCGGCUUGGAUUCCAGGCUCUUAGCUGCUGCCUAUUCUGGUGUGGUGUGUUCAGGAAUAGCAUACUAUGUUCAAAGUGUGGUCAAUAAAAUGCGUGGCCCAGUUUUUGUGACUGCCUUCAGUCCAUUAAGCAUGGUCAUCACAGCCUUUCUAGCUGCUCUUAUCUUGGCCGAAAAUGCCCAUCUUGGAAGCUUGAUUGGAGCAUUUAUCAUAGUGAUUGGUCUCUACUUUGUGGUGUGGGGUAAAAGCAAGGAUAAUGAAAGUAUGGAGAAAGGCAAACUGCAAGAGUUGCCAAUUGUGAUGGAAAAAGAAAGGGGUGAAUCUCUGAACAUAAUCAACGCUAAGCUUCCAGCAGAAAACAUUCCACGAGAGGCUUAAUUUGGGAGAUACAGUACUUAAAAUAUGCCUGCAAUUUCAACUUGUAAUUUCAUAUUAUAUAUAUAUAUAUAUAUAUAUAUAUAGAUAUAUAUAUCAUCAAGAGCGAGGACCGAAUACAAUCGGCUACAAAAAUAUGAUGGGCGCAAUUCUGAAUUGCGAUAUAACGAAGUUCGGACUUGGGAUGUUAAUAUGUAAUGUAUCCACCAUAUAUGUAACUCUAUUCAUAAGUACGUUUCUUUAAAAUCCCAAAGCAAUUCUAUGCAGCGAUAACGUAUCCAUAUUAGUCUCUAUUGUUGAUCAAUUCUUAACUUAAAAUAUAAAUCAAUAAUUAAAUUGUGUGUAUUUAAUAAUCUUAUAAACGUUGU